This is a messenger RNA of Blepharisma stoltei, 1599 nucleotides long. The record is from the annotation of a GenBank genome assembly. NCBI's taxonomy places the organism in Eukaryota, Ciliophora, Heterotrichea, Heterotrichida, Blepharismidae.
AUGGGCGAUGAUAGCAUAAAACUCCUAUUAAGAAUAGCUGAAGAUAUCUUAUUUUCUUUGAAUUUGCCUGAAGCUAUUCUAAGCAAAUACAAAAGCAUCAGAGAAGCAGCAAUCUACAAAGCCGACGUAGAAACUAUGAAAACGCAUUCUCCUUAUUUACAUAGACUUGAUGUAAGCCAUGAGAUUAUUAGGAACUAUUCAAAAGUCAUGGACUUUAUGAUAGCUGGGAUGAGCACUGCAUUAGAAAAGCACAACAGAAUAUUAGAAAUUGUAGGCAAAAAAGUAGAAAUUACUCAACUAACAAAUAGGUCAAGAGCUAUGGAAGUUCUGUUAAGAGACUUGCCGAAGCUUACAGCUAGCAGAAAAGAAUUUAAUAACGACAUUUUAGAUAAAUUCAGAGACUUAGAAGAAAAUGAGCUAGAAAACCUAAAAGCUAUAGCCCAAGAUUUCGAAGAAUUCGAAAAUCAAACAGUUUUAGCUAUAGAUAAAGUAAAAGAAGCUUUGCUUGAAAAAGAGCAGAAAAUGAAAGAAAUCGAAAAUGAGCUAUCAAUAAUUUCUAUUAAUGCAGCUAAAGAAACUGAAAAAAUCCAAGAAUAUCAAUUAAAAUUUUCCCCUAGGAGCAAUUCAGCAAGAUCCUCACAGUUAGAUUUUCAUAAAAUGAAAAAUGUUGACGAGCUGAUCAUGGAAAAUAUGAAAUUAAAUGAAGAAAAAGAAGAAAUUUUAAAUCAAUUAGAAAAAGCAAAAAAUGCAUAUGCAAUUGACCUGGAAAAUCUGCAGCAUAAAUAUGAAAUUCAAAUCCAAAGUCUUAUUGAUUCACAUGAGCAAGAAAAAAAUAGAUUAAAUGAACUGAAAAACAGUGAGCUGGAAGAAAUAGAAAUUGCGAAUAGAGAAAGGGAAAAUAAUUUGCUGGAGAAAUUAGAAAAAGUCACAUUAGAAGACACUGGAGUUUUAAAAGAAAUGAGAAUUAAUAUGGAAAAGCUAGAAAGCACAAAAAUGGAAUAUGUAAAUGCUUACAAUGAGGCAAUAAACAUUCUUCAGCCUUUGUAUGAAGAAUUUUAUGCUGGGCAUCAUGAGUGGAUUAUAAAAGAAAAAUCAAGAAAAAAAUUUUAUAAAGGAAAAUUCAAUAAGCAGUUUAUUGAUUUACUAAUAAAAUGCGAAUUUGCUUUGUUUUUAAUAGAAAUAUACAAAAAUGAAAACGAUAAUUUAGGAUCACGAUUAGAAGAAAUCAUUAAAAAGCAAGAAAGCCCACAAAUUAUAGAAAUUGAUCAAGAAAUAAUAAAAGAUCCUAGAACCAUUUCACGUCUUUCUGAAAUAAGCCACCAUUCCGACACUACAAAAGAAAACCCUCGCUCUUCCUCCAGAGAAGGAAUUAAAACUCCAGAAAAUAUUCCUAUGACAUUAUCAGAAAUAAAUAAAAAUCCUGAAAAAAUUGAUGAAAAAAUAAAGCAGCAUUUAAAAACUAAUGGAGAAGUCUUAAAAAAUUUCGAAAAAGCUAGGACAAGAUUAUUAGAUAAUAUUCAAAAUUCCAAAGAAUCAAAAUCGUUGUCAAGAAGCGAUACGUUUGAAAAUUUAUAUACAAAAUAUCUUCUUAAGUCAUAA